Saccostrea cuccullata (small rock oyster) is the source of this 807-nucleotide messenger RNA. RefSeq lists its product as uncharacterized. NCBI's taxonomy places the organism in Eukaryota, Metazoa, Mollusca, Bivalvia, Ostreida, Ostreidae. Bases 80 to 715 code for a protein of 211 amino acids. The record is from RefSeq and is a predicted model, not a curated record. The transcript has 2 exons.
CUUAACAUUGCAGCUAUCUUUGAAAAAAGAGCAAGUUAGCGCCAUACGGGAAUCUCAAGCCGUUUUACUCUUCUGUCAGAUGGAAUAUGCUGAGCACACUGAUGUCACACUGAACACUGCUUUUGACAAUUUGACCAAGGGAGAUAAAUAUAUGAUAGUUAACAUCGGCGAAGAAACAAUGGAUAUCACUGUACAUUCGAGAGCAAAUUUGGGAAAACAUUUGGACCAUUUUGUUUUCCAAUAUACAGGCCCCGGAGGAGGCAACAGUGUCAACAGAAAAUUGGUAGAUCUUCUAAGAAGAAAUUACAGUAGCUAUUUUGAACAGUCAAGGAAUCCUGAUAUUAACCAGUAUUUCAUAAAUCAAUUCCAAUACUUUAUACGAAAACCAGAAACACAGAUGAUACAACUCCAUGCUCCAGGAAUGGGCAAGGAAAUGGUUAUAAACGCUGAAGAGCUUGACAGUCUUUUCGAUGAACCUAUUAAACAGAUACUUCAAAAUCUGAAGGACGUUUUCAAUAAGGAGAAGGUUCAUGAAGUAAAUCUAGUGGGUGGAUUUGCAGAAUGUUUAAGGGUUCAGUCCGCAGUUUUAGACUUUUUAAAGGACAAAAAUGUCCUUGUACCCACAAAACACGACAUCCUCAUGCUUAAAGGUGGUAUCUUUUAUUUAAAGCAGUUGGUAAACAAAUCAUUGGAGACUUAUGAAGUAACGAUUUAAAAUUGAAUUUUAUUAGAAUUGAAGCUUUACUUCAUAUCUGUUAUGUACCUUGUAUACCAGUCCUGUAGGUUUCAUAUUAAUGUACAUGUAAC